AUGAUGGCAGUAAGGACAACACUAACAGCAAAUCAGCUGCCAGAUUCCUUGAAGAACCUUCGUACAGCUAUUGAACAGGCUGUACCACAUGGGCGGACCCAUCAGGUCUGUAACCUUUGGUGCCGGAAAUGAUACUGUGAAAUCAUUUAUUGCAGAAAAUAUCAAGAAAAGUUACAAAAUAUAUAUCUUUUAAUGUGAGUAAGAAGAAAAAACAAUAAAUCAAAGACUUCAACAAACUGUCACAAGAACAAUGAUGGUCACAGGUCACUGAUAUGCGCUAUUACCUGUCUUUCUCUAUAAAACGAAGUCUCUUACUUAGUGUUUGAUUUGCCAUCUAAUUGUCAUGGAACUAGUAGGAGCUAGCAUGUACACUCAACUAAUCAUGAUAGGUGAUAGCGGUAUAUAGAAAGAAACACUCAUUAUUAAACCAUUAGUCUAAGAAUCAUAAAAAAAAUGUAUGGGUCAGGGCAAAAAUGAAAAUAAUAACAAACAUGAUGAUAAUAAUGGUGAUGAUGAUGAUGAUGACAAAGUUAAUAAUAAAAUUAUUAUUUUUAGGGUCGCAAGGGUGAUGUUGGUGCAUGGAAGUCAAGUGACAUUCCACAGUUCGUCGUAAAGGAGUGGGACAAACUCAAGAAAGAGUAUGAAUACAUCUGUAGUCGACAACCGAUGGCCAAGGCACAGAAUAACAUGAAUCAUCUUGGAACAUUAGGCACUGGAAACCACUUUAUUGAGGUAAUUUGAGUAGGGAUGUGCUUUUACUUUUAUUGAUGAUGGGUUUUGUUACAGUCCCUGCUUUGGCAAUUUUUUUUUACAGAAAUUUUGACCUGUUGUGUGGUAUUUUACACCUGCAUAGACCCUUUCGCUGUUUUUUCAACUUUUGACUUGGAGAAGUAAGGGAAAAUUCCAUCGGCACUACAGGGAAGAUUUCCUUAAAAUGUAUUAGUAAAAUUGCCAAGUUUGAUGGCAAUAUGUCUUAAGUGAGCAAAGAUAUAGCUCCGCAAAGUUGCGAAAAUUAACAGAUUUUUGUAUAGUGGGGUGGUUGUCGGUGUCCCCCCCCCCCCCAUACAAAUGUCUUUAAAAUUUUNGUACCACAUGGGCGGACCCAUCAGGUCUGUAACCUUUGGUGCCGGAAAUGAUACUGUGAAAUCAUUUAUUGCAGAAAAUAUCAAGAAAAGUUACAAAAUAUAUAUCUUUUAAUGUGAGUAAGAAGAAAAAACAAUAAAUCAAAGACUUCAACAAACUGUCACAAGAACAAUGAUGGUCACAGGUCACUGAUAUGCGCUAUUACCUGUCUUUCUCUAUAAAACGAAGUCUCUUACUUAGUGUUUGAUUUGCCAUCUAAUUGUCAUGGAACUAGUAGGAGCUAGCAUGUACACUCAACUAAUCAUGAUAGGUGAUAGCGGUAUAUAGAAAGAAACACUCAUUAUUAAACCAUUAGUCUAAGAAUCAUAAAAAAAAUGUAUGGGUCAGGGCAAAAAUGAAAAUAAUAACAAACAUGAUGAUAAUAAUGGUGAUGAUGAUGAUGAUGACAAAGUUAAUAAUAAAAUUAUUAUUUUUAGGGUCGCAAGGGUGAUGUUGGUGCAUGGAAGUCAAGUGACAUUCCACAGUUCGUCGUAAAGGAGUGGGACAAACUCAAGAAAGAGUAUGAAUACAUCUGUAGUCGACAACCGAUGGCCAAGGCACAGAAUAACAUGAAUCAUCUUGGAACAUUAGGCACUGGAAACCACUUUAUUGAGGUAAUUUGAGUAGGGAUGUGCUUUUACUUUUAUUGAUGAUGGGUUUUGUUACAGUCCCUGCUUUGGCAAUUUUUUUUUACAGAAAUUUUGACCUGUUGUGUGGUAUUUUACACCUGCAUAGACCCUUUCGCUGUUUUUUCAACUUUUGACUUGGAGAAGUAAGGGAAAAUUCCAUCGGCACUACAGGGAAGAUUUCCUUAAAAUGUAUUAGUAAAAUUGCCAAGUUUGAUGGCAAUAUGUCUUAAGUGAGCAAAGAUAUAGCUCCGCAAAGUUGCGAAAAUUAACAGAUUUUUGUAUAGUGGGGUGGUUGUCGGUGUCCCCCCCCCCCCAUACAAAUGUCUAUAAAAUUUUGCGACUUUGAGGAGCUAUAUGUUGUUUACUUUUCAACAAAUCACUUUCAGAGUUGGCAAUUUUACUAAUUUAAAGGUGCUCUUUCUGGCAGAGUUGAUGAAUUUUCCCUAACUUGUCCAUGUUAAAGUUGGAAAAAAAACGUGAAAGGGUCUAGUCUAUUCAAUAAAUGAGCAGAAGUGUUUUUGAUAUCAAGUUUAUAAUGAACGCAAGGAAAUGACAAGUAGUAAUCAUCUUUAAUUACGUUACUGAUAAGGAUUGGCUUUAUUAGCUUAUAUUCAUCUCCUGUCAGUAAUCUCUGUUUCCUGGUAGGCGUGUCUUGAUGAAGAAGAUAGAGUUUGGUUUAUGUUACAUUCUGGAUCACGUGGUCCUGGCAACAGAAUCGGAACUGUGUACGUUGAACUUGCCAAGAAUGAUAUGAUGAAACUGGACAAACAAGCUAAGGUACAUGAAUGCCGAAAUUGUUGUGUGUAUUCAGUUGUGGUUGUGGUUGCUUUUGGCUGCUGUUUGGCCAUUUGAUUGCAAAGUUAAGGGAACUGUUUAAAUAGUCAUACAUGCUCCUCCAACUUAAUGCUGGAGAAAAGUGUUUGAUCAUUUACUAGUUGGUUUGUAAUGUUGACCUACUGUUGUCCAUGCAUUAUCGAUACAUACCGAUUGAGCAAAAAUUUUAUAAGAAGAAAUUUGUUGCUAUUCACCAUUCAGGCUGAUCAAGGCUUGACACUUUUCACUCCUUCAGGGUUAAUAAUUGUAGAAGCCUUAUGAGGAAAGUGUGUGAUAGUAAAUAACCAAACAAAGUGCAUUUUAGAAAUGCGCUUUUUGGAACAUGUUAAGAAGAACAGUGCGUUUGGUUUGUAUUGGUCUCUUAGCUCUGAGCUGUACUUUACUGUAUGUGCAACUCCAUAACCGUAAAGCCUACGGACAAAAGCCUGUAGGGCACUGUUUUUAGGUUCACUUCAUCAUCAUUCUGGUUCUAUAAAAACCAAGGAAAAAUGCUAUAGAAUAGUAGAUAAACUAUCAACAACAUUAAUUUGCAAAGAUUAUUCUGUUUUUGUUCAAUAGGUUGAUAAAGAUCUGGCUUACCUCAAAGAGGGCACAAAGAAUUUUGAGGAUUAUGUGUUUGCGGUGACGUGGGCACAGAAGUUUGCCCGUGUAAACCGUGAUAUCAUGAUGUCAAGUGUUCUGAAGGCAGCUCACUCUUGUAGCAGUAUUCCACAAUUUGAAGUGGACCCAUUUAGCAAGGCUGUUAACUGCCACCAUAACUAUGUGAAUUUAGAGAUGCAUUUUGGAAAAGAAGUGUUUCUUACAAGAAAAGGGGCAGUAAGUAACAAGAUACUAAAAUUUGGUGUUUUACAAAAUACUCAAAAAGUCCUUUUUUGUUGGUUCAGUGAAUGCUCACAAAAAAUUUUUGUUAGCAAAACAAACAAACAAAAGAAACAAAGAAAGCCAAAAGCAGGCCAAAAAAUAAAAGAACCAUGUUAGGAAUUUUCUGCCUGCAUUCAUUCAGUUUUUUGGGUUAUGCUUGUGUUUUUGUUCUUGUGCUAUGGUUCUUGUUAAUUCAAAUUUUCAAAUACCACGAUUAUGUCAACUACUCCAUGAUUUCAGACAUAUCAUUUAGUUACUUUUUUCGACCUUUUGAACCGGGGUACUUGCAUUUCUUGUUGCUGCAUGGUUUAGUCCAUUUAACACAAGGACUCGCCUUGUUAAAAAAUAUAUAUACUACAGUGGAACCUCGAUUUAACGAAGGGCCAAAGAAACUGGCAAAAUUUGUUCGCUAUAUCGAGGUUGUUUUUCAUAUAUUUUACCAUUACUGGGGUAAAGAAAAUCGUUCGUUAUACGGAGCACUUCGUUAUAUAGAGGUUCGUUAUAUCGAGGUUCCACUGUAUUUGCUUUGUGUUUUAGUAUGUCAGUGAUAUUAUUAAUAUUAAUAUUAUAAUUAUUAUAUGAUUAUGAUGACGAUGAUUAUUAUUAUUCCCACAAGGUUUCUGCUCGUGAUGGUGAAUUGGGCAUUAUACCAGGGUCCAUGGGAGCACGAUCCUACAUCGUCAGAGGCAAGGGAAACCCUGACUCAUUUCACAGGUAGGCGGUUGUCUAACGGACGACAGAAUUUUGGCUUUUUAUCCUAAGCAACGCGCGCCGUGAGUUUUUAACGUAAGUAAUAGCACUAAUAUCCUUCUUCUUAAAUCAUCAUCAUCAUCAUCGCCAUCCUCAUCCAUAUUAUCUUCGUCAUCACCAUUAUCAUUAUCGUCGCUGUCGUCGCCAACGCCACCCUCAGAUUCGAUUCUUGGUCAAUCAACUUCAGCGAAUACGCUUUGUCUGUGGUCGACUAAUUUGCAACCUCAGUUAAAGUUUUACCUUCCAACGUUAUAAUAGGAGGUUGAAUGCUUAAUCAUUCUCUUUUGUGGUAAUUUUCUCCUUAGUUGUAGUCACGGAGCUGGGAGGACCAUGUCGCGAACCAAAGCCAGGAAAAUGUUUUCAAUUGAAGAUCACGUGCGUGCAACAGAGGGCGUGGAAUGUCGAAAGGACGCUGGCGUCAUCGACGAAACACCAAUGGCUUACAAGGACAUUGAUGACGUCAUGGCAGCGCAGAGUGACCUCUUAGAUGUUGUUCACAGACUCAAGCAGGUGCUGUGCGUGAAGGGGUGA
Porites evermanni is the source of this 4727-nucleotide messenger RNA. NCBI's taxonomy places the organism in Eukaryota, Metazoa, Cnidaria, Anthozoa, Scleractinia, Poritidae. The record is from the annotation of a GenBank genome assembly.